This is a messenger RNA of Arachis ipaensis, 859 nucleotides long. RefSeq names its product protein STRUBBELIG-like. Lineage: Eukaryota; Viridiplantae; Streptophyta; Magnoliopsida; Fabales; Fabaceae. The record is from RefSeq and is a predicted model, not a curated record.
UCUUGUUUAGAAAGAUGAGUCGAUUAUUACCAAAAUAAAAAUUAUGCAUUAUAUGGUCCAUGAGGGAACCAAUUCGUGUUAAUUCAUUCAUUGAUUGAGUUGGUGGGGGUCAUUUGGUAAAUACAGUUCAUCUGUUCCAUGGAUCAAUCCAAUCUGUUAUAAGAACUUUCUCUCAUUCUAAUGAAUAAUAUAUAGACUUAGAACUUAGAACCUUAUUAUCGUUAAAUUCUCUCUUUUUGCUUUUACUUUUGAGGAAAUGGGAUGUACGAAUUUGGUGUUGCAUGUUCGACUCUUUGUUACUCUGAUGGUGAUUCUUGCUGGAACUUUCUGUGCAGUUGGUGACACUGACGUAGUUGAUGUUGCAGCAAUCAGUAGUCUAUAUGUUGCUUUUGGCUCACCACCUCUUCUAGGGUGGAAGCCUGUCGGAGGAGAUCCAUGUUUUGAAAUGUGGCAAGGUGUUGGCUGUGUAUUUUCCAACAUCACUUCCAUAAGACUUGAUGGCCUGAAUUUGGGUGGAGAGCUUGGUAGUAAUUUGAAUUUUCCAUCCAUCUUAAAAAUGUAAGUGUUGUUUCAAUUUCAAUAUUGUGUUUACUGAUGAGUGACACGUUAAAUGUGGUUCUGUUUGAUUAAUCGAGAGAGUUUAGUACCUCUUAAGCACCAAUUGUGUAAUUGUUUGAACUAGAAAUGAAGCUUUCUGUUUCUUGUGCAAUGAUCUUAGCCACAACCACAUUGGAGGCCCAUUCUAUUCACUUUGCCCCCUACUCUUACGAGCUUGUAUGUUAUCUUUUUCACAUCUGAAUUUGUUUUUUUUUUUUAAUCAUGGACAUAGUAAUUAGUCAUCUUUUUGCCAUAUGCAUAA